UACCAUAAUGGAGCCAAGCACGAGGUUUGACAACCGGAGAUAUAAAACCCAACCGAAAGCUCCGCGAUGGGCGUCGUUCCUGGCCUAUAAGAUGCCGCCCAACGUUUUAAAGGAAAAGAAAAAGAAAAAAAGAGAGGAUAAAAAAGAAACACCAAUGGAACCGGCGCUGGACCCGAUCCGCCUCCAUCUCCUCCCCGAGAACCGAUCCCAGCCGUCCCAUCCGUGCCCGCCCAACUCCUCCACCCUCACGGACGCCCCGGCCAAGCGCCGCCGAUCCGACGGCUCCGAUUCUGCUGACGGGCGUAGCGUCGACGCUCUCUCGUCCGGUAGACCGUUAAAAGAACCCGUUAUAUCGGACGGCGGGUCGAGCCCCCGUCUGCCGCUGGACGAGAACGACUCCGACGACAUGGUGCUGUACGGGAUCUUGAGGGAGACGCUGGAGCCGCCGGUGGUUGGGGAAAGGAAGAGGAGGCACUACCGCGGGGUGAGGGAGAGGCCGUGGGGGAAGUUCGCGGCGGAGAUCCGGGACUCGGCGCGCCGCGGCGCCAGGGUCUGGCUCGGGACCUUCGAGACGGCCGAGGAGGCGGCGCUGGCGUACGAUCGAGCAGCUUACAAGAUGCGCGGCUCGCGCGCUCUUCUCAAUUUCCCGCUGGCCAGGGGAGCCGAGAGCAGCAGCGACGGCUCGAAGCCGGCUUUGCCCGGCUGACUGUUACCGCAACGAAGCUGGUGAAUUAAGGGCUCCUUGUCUCUGCGUGGGAGAAAGUAGGGACCAAGGAGAGGAGAAACAAAAAUUGAGAGAAAGAGGAAAAAGAAAAAUAAAACGUCUGUGUUAAUGUGAGAGGAAGCACAAGCAUAUGGGUCUCUCCCAAGUAGUAGACUACCACUAGUAGGUGGAUCGUGCGCGUAUGCAUGUGUGUGUAUAUAUAAUGUUUGCCAG
Elaeis guineensis (African oil palm) is the source of this 937-nucleotide messenger RNA. RefSeq lists its product as uncharacterized. Gene Ontology annotation, biological process: regulation of DNA-templated transcription; ethylene-activated signaling pathway. Gene Ontology annotation, molecular function: DNA binding; DNA-binding transcription factor activity. NCBI's taxonomy places the organism in Eukaryota, Viridiplantae, Streptophyta, Magnoliopsida, Arecales, Arecaceae. The record is from RefSeq and is a predicted model, not a curated record.